UUAAUAUAUUGCGAGAGACUGAAAAAGGAGGAUAAAUAAUUAAAAUCCUAAAGAAUUGACUACAACGUUGUCGUAUCAUGUUGUAUUCGUCUUAAUCUUGCAGAUCUUCGUGUUGCACACCACACAGAUCAAACGCGCAUCUCUCUCUCUCUCAUGGAUUCUCAGAGAGCUUACUCUCUUCCCCUUCUGUUCAUCCUAUCUCUUCUUUCUCUACACUACAAGGUGAUUUAUGGGGAUUCCUCACUUCUUUUCCUCGACAGUCCUACUCGCCAAUAUCUUCGCCAUUCAUCAGACCAGACUGUUUCUCUUUCCCCAUCCGAAAUUGGUGCUACUGCAUCAGUAUUGCUUGGCUUUGCACCACCUUCUACACUCUCUGCUGCUAGCUCAUCCAAUCUAAAAGAGGUGCUUGCGCCCAACCCAUUCAACAGGCCCCGUGCAUUAUUGAUGGUUGAGGUUACAGGAGCUGAAGAUUCUGAACUUGUUGGCCGCUUAGAUAAAUCUUCAUCUAGUAGCACCCUGAGGAUCAAGGUUGAAGGUAACCAAAGAGUGGGCAUUCAGCUUCCAGACGAAGAUGAACUUUCUAUGGUGUCACUGAAUGAAAUCUCAAGCAGUGCUGAAUGUUCUGACAAAGAACUAAUUGAUUAUGCGUCCUGGUUGGGCGGAUCAUAUGUUGAAGAUCCAUCCCUAUCACUGAAUGGGGAGCUACUCAUUCCCAUUGCUAAUGGUGGAUUUAUGAGACUUCAUAUGUCAGAGAGAGCAGACAGAGAAUUCACAACGAGUCUUGUAAUGCUUAUUGGUAAUAUGAAAAAGGCUAUGGAGUUGCAUCAAGUAUUGACAAAAAGUGAGCGAAGUCCUGCAGAGCUUAUGACUGGAAGAUUUGAUGGAAUUAAGGCUUUACAAGAUCGCUAUGGAAAGGAAGGAAUUGCUCAAAGCGGAAUGGAAGUUUUUGUUAAUUCUGUAUCGAAGAUGCUCGACUCUUUGCAGGCAGCAUAUCAAGGGAAAAUUGUUGGAGUCAUUGGCCACAUUGGCUAUGUUGAUUCAGAGCAAGAGAAUAUGUUCCAUUUCACAGUGAAUACUCGAUCAUCCGCUCGUUUGCUGCAGCAAACAAAACUCUCUCCGGAGAGGAUCAUAAAAGCAGAAAUAGCAUUUGUUAGAAUCACCUUGGCCUGGAUAACAGGGAUCAUUCUUCUUAUUGCCACUAUUUUGGGGAUCUACUUUCUUCUCAACAUGUCAAUCACCAAGGAUACCCUUUUAUAUUCUAAUGUCAAGCUCGACUAAUAUCCAUCACAUUAGUGAUUCACGUUUAUCACUGAAAUACAGGAGGCGCUUUCUGCGAGGAAACCUGAUGCUAUCUGUGCAGAUCAGUUGUUUUGCUUGUGAUUUAUUUUGUUGUUAUGCAGCUUCACAAGCUUCUUUUUUAUUGAUUAUUUAGUUAGUAGCUCAAAUUUGUCAUAAAUGUAUCCGUCCUUGUGGGAGUUAAGAAUCUCAAAACCUAGAUGUACGGAUGGACAAAUCGUAGAUGAGCGUAUUUAUCGACUGAUACAGUUUCUGGAACAACUCUAUUUUGUUUUAGUUGUGUAUAUUUAUGUAUGUAACCAAUAAAUGCAUGAAUCUCAUGCUCUACUUGAGUA
Messenger RNA from Salvia splendens (bonfire salvia), 1631 nucleotides. RefSeq lists its product as uncharacterized. The transcript has 11 exons. Gene Ontology annotation, cellular component: endomembrane system. The coding region runs from base 154 to 1278 and encodes 374 amino acids. Lineage: Eukaryota; Viridiplantae; Streptophyta; Magnoliopsida; Lamiales; Lamiaceae. The record is from RefSeq and is a predicted model, not a curated record.